Porites lobata is the source of this 10005-nucleotide messenger RNA. The record is from the annotation of a GenBank genome assembly. Lineage: Eukaryota; Metazoa; Cnidaria; Anthozoa; Scleractinia; Poritidae.
UGACGUUCCAGCCAAAAAGUUGCACAUGCAAACCGGUUCCGGCUUAGCGCGCUAGGUAUAGGUGAAAGAGAAAAAGGAAAAUUGCUGCAGCGGUCUUGGCAAAACUUCAGGAAAUCCCAUACAAUGAGUUCUGCGAAGAGAAAGAGGCUUGAAGCAACCACCAGCGAGAUACAGUUAAAUGGAGUGCACGAGAAUGGCUACUCUUGCCGAAACGAGGUUGAGGCAAACGACCGCGACACCAACAAUGGCCUUUCUAAACAAGAAAUCAUAAGACUUCGAAACAAGCACAUAGGGUAAGGUAAUUCCCUUCGAAUAUUGCAGCUUGUAAACGUUAAUUAUUUUGUCGAAGAGACGAACAGUCGGUCAUUGUUAUCAUUAUGUAACAUACCGCCGUCUUAGCUUAGAGAACUCUAAUGGCCAAAGAUGCGUCGUGCUCGUAUUUCAAGCCUUACAUUGUGGUAAAAGUCCUAGAGUUUGCUUAUCGGCUAUAAAGUUAGUUCAGCGGUAAGUUGGAAACCGUACGUGACUGUAAAAAAAAUGUAGGAUAAACGUAACCUUUGAAAGAAAAGCGAACAUUGAUUUAGAAUUCGAGUUCAAACACAGUUGCCAUUCAAUCAGCGUAGAAGAAGUUCAACAGUUUGACGAGCGUGGUCGGGAACAUAACGUUGAAGUUAGGAACGCAGUGCCGGUCCGAUGUCUGCCCAAAAGUAAAUGGUAAUGAGUGGUGCUCUAGCUUUUAUUGGUCAUAUUGGUCAAAGUCCAUGCUAAUUUCCUAUUGUUGCAUCAUGCGUUUCGCUCCUGAUUGGCCAUUGAUGGGCCAUUCGAUGUUUUACGUGAUGUGGCCUUGACAAGGGGGUGGGUCGGAAUGAAGUGGCAUGAUAUUUUAAAAGUGACAUUUUCACACCCAGUGUUUGAUCUGAUAUGUGGACACUAAUGAAAAGUGAGAGUGAAAUUCUGAGUCAGCAAGACUCUAAACAUUUCAUGAUGCACACAAGGCACUGAGCAGAUUGUAAAAGUACAUAGCCUCCAAAUUAUAUGGAACAGGGUCUUUCUAACUAGAAAAGCAGAAAUCUAACUCAAUGAAAUGCCAGCAAGAUCACAGUGUGCUACUGUAUAAAUAUGACCAGAUUUUCAGAUUUUUUAUUUUUAUUUUUUAUUUUUUGCUUUAUUACAAGGGGUUAGUUCAUAGAUUACAAUAAAUUACAAGAGGAGGAAACAAAACAAGAACUUCAAAUAACAUGUAUAAAUCAUAAAAGGUGAAAUAUGUGCAGUGACCAAAGGAGCUGAAGGCUUUCAAGUUGUUUGCUGCCAUGUGCAAUUAACAGGCAUAGACAUUUAAAAUAAACUUCAAGUAAUGCACUAUGGGGAAUAGGAAAAUGAAAACAAAAAGUCGUACUAAUUACGAUUUUUAAAAAACAAUGGAAAUGAUUUUUAAUAGUGUGGGCAAAGAAAUCGAAUUACUUAUUAGCUAUUGAAAAGGUUGAACUAGUUUUGCCUGUUUUUAAUUCGCUUUUACAUCCAACAAAAGAUAAACAGGCAGCUCCAUUUUAUUGCUUAAUUUUGUCGAAAGAUAUUUUGUAACCCAAAUUUUAGAUCCUACAAAGAUAAAAGAUUUUUAUCCUGGUAGCUCCAUAGUUAUUGAUUAUACUUGCUGAAAGCGGUUAUCGAGUCCCAGUCUUAAGAAAAGUAAGGUUUGGAUUGAAAAAUCUUUUACACAUGUUGUAACUAUGGAUCUUGAAAGUAUAAACUCAUUAGUUUUGGUUAAAGUCAGUGAGAUUUGCAUGUUAAUUAUUCACAAUGAUUUUGAUCUGAGGAAGGCAGCAAUUUUAACCAAAACAUUCUUUGCAGGAAAGCCUGUGAAUUGCAUUUUAAGGAAGAGCCGAUCAAGAUUGCAUAUGCCAGAGGACAGUACAUGUAUGAUGAGAAAGAUAAUAGAUAUCUGGAUUGUGUCAAUAAUGUCACCCAUGGUAUGUGCAUGCCACCACUAAUGUACUUAGAAAAGUUCUAAUACAAUGUACUAAUAGGCAAAUUUCUUAUUCCAUGGAGGCCUUGGGUAUUACCAUAUUCCAAGCUUUGCAUUUUUGUUACAAUCUCUAACCAACCACUCUUUCCAUUAACCCUUUAAGUCCCAAUAUCCACAUACAAAUUCUCCAAACUGAUCUCUAUAUAUUUUCUUAAAGAAUGAGUUGAGAGAAUUUGAUAAAAGAUCAAAGCGUUUUCUCUUAGGUGAUCAUUUUAUUAAUUCUCAUGAAUAAUCUAAUCUCUUGACAAUGUAUGGAUAUUGUUAAGAGAAAAUUACUGUUGGCCACUAUUGCGACUUAGAGGGUUAAUUUCUGGUCAGACUCAUGGUUUCUCUCAGUGAUCAUGCGGAGAACCUCCAUUUAUUGUUUGAAAUAAUGAUCUCUCAAGAUUGUUCGUAAGUUUAAUUGAGCCCUUCAGAUCCAGGACCUUCCAGCAUGAAACAUUUUCCUUGUUUUCUGGCAACUCAGCUGCAGUUUUCUCAUGUCUGUUUGUCCUCUUGGUGAGAAGUUCCUUUCAUUAGCUUAACUUUUGCACAAAAUCAAGCACUCAUCUUACAUGUAGGCCAGUCAGGAAUACAACAAUUCAACACUUGAAGAGAAAAUUUGUAUCUCCGCGUGGCCAUGUAAUAUCCUCCAUAUAUAAAAGGUUAGGGAUAUGUUAAAGGACCAAAAAGAGCUAGCAGAUGUAUUUUAUGAACGUGAAAGAGACAAGAAAGCUCCUUGGUAUAGUGAUUUGUCAAUAUUAAAAAGAGGGUACAUUUACAGCAGUUAAAAGGGCUGAAAAUAUAAAUACUGAAAACAAAACAGCAAAGAAAAAACAACUUGAGGUUUCCUGAUAUUUCAGACGGAUAAGCCGUCCUUGAAGUAGCAUAUGAAGGGGGUACUUUUUGUCAGUAGAAGGUAUACAGAAGGUAUACAGAAGGUUUACCAUUUCUGUUAGGGUUUGGACCUUGGGGCAGAGCUUCCUCUUACAAAUCAUAUUGGAGUAACAUGGAUUUUUGUUCACCGUAUCUGUAAACAGAAGAAAACUCGGUCUUAGUCCACCUAACUUGUAUGUUUGCCUAAAAAGUGUUUGCAUUUUUAAUUUUAGUGGGUCACUGCCACCCUCAUGUCGUCAAGGCAUGUCACGAGCAAAUGGCAACAUUAAAUACCAACAGCCGCUUCUUGUAUGACAUUAUUGUUCAGUAUGCACAAAGAUUGGCAGCAACCUUUCCUCCUCAGCUGAGCCAUUGCUACUUUGUCUGCACUGGGUAAGUUGACUCUACAGCUGUUUGAUUCCUGCUUUGGACCAAAGUAGUGGGAGUGGUGGUUUUGCUUGUUAGCUGUAAUUCACUGUCACAGGAAGAGCACUAAUGUACUGCUAACCAGGCCCACUGCUUUGGUGUAGGAGAAUCAUUACAACAAUAAUUUGUUAUUGCCUCAUUAGCCUGAGCUUAAUCAUUUCUCACAUGAUCAAUAUUAUUUAUGAAAAUAGCAGCUCUUAAGAUUGAAAGGGCAAAGGCAGAAAAAAUAACAUUGUAUGUGUAAAAGCCUGUGGGCAGAGCACAAUAAUAACAACGACAGCACUUUAUUCUGUUUUUGAAAAAAAUAUAUUACAGCACUGUGACAACCUGCAGUUAGAAAUCAAGCUAGUCCAGGUGGGUCAUAAAGAAAGUGAAACAAAAUUUUCACUCGUAGUCAAUCUUAUAAAAGAAGUAAAAUUGUUUCCUACUCUAAUUCACCUGAAUGAGUGAUAGAUAAUAAUAUUAUUUAUCUUAAAUUAUUGUUUAAGAAUAUUAUUAUCAUGCAUUUUCAGGUCAGAAGCAAAUGAUCUUGCUUUAAGAAUAGCAAGACAGCAUACAGAUGCAGAAGAUAUGAUUAUAGUGGACAGGUAGGCCUAAAACGUUUAUGGAUGUCAGAUCAUAAUAUUUCUUUAGGUUCCAUGUUGUGUGGUCUAAUAAUAGGACCAGCUAGUUCAUUUGGUGGAGUGGCAUUUUUCUUUUGAAUAUGAGGUAUUUCUGUUCCUAUCACUGCUAAAGUAAUCACAGAUUUAGGGGGUUGCAUUCAGCAAGGGCAGACGUCCAGUUUACUAGUUAGUACUAAUUGCUAGUACUUCCCAAGCCAAAUUAAUUACAUGUAUGUCCUUUGAUAAGCAAGGUGUGUGGUGGUUGUGUAUCUUGUCUCCCUUUGCCUUUAGACCCAAUAUUAGAAUCCUGCUUUGUCCAUCCUAGUGUCAGUGAUCAGUUAAUGAGUACCUACACUGUACAGUAUGUGCUAUUUACAAUGUGUGUUAUUUGCUGCAUUAAUCCAAAAUGGAUCACAGUGCUGUAUCCCUGCAUGUGAUAUAUUUCCAACAUGCAUGCACCUCCCAAGGUUCUCAUUCACCAGUUCUCCACAUCAGCAGCACCACUGGGAACUCUUCAUUUCCACUACGUCUGAUCUCAGUGUCUGGUAAAGUUUCUAUAAGCCCACUCAGAGUUGGGAGUCUUGGUUGUCCUUACCCAAGAACUCGAACUUAGAUUUUUGUAAUAUGAUAAAAAAUUAUGACCUAGUAUUUUGAACUGCACUUAAAUCUUCUUAUCAUUGCCGUCUCCUCAUUUCUCAGUUUGUUGACCCUAAUGCUUAUUGUUGUGUUGUCAACAGAGCAUAUCACGGCCACACUGCAGCAUUAAUUGAUAUCAGUCCAUACAAGUACACAAAACUGGGUCCAAAAGGGAAGAAGGAUCACAUACAUGUAGCCCCCACCCCUGAUCCUUUUAGAGGAAUAUUUCAGGGUGAAGCUACCCCUGAAAUGGGAGAGAAAUAUGCCUUAGAGGUUAAAAAACUUAUUGAUCAGGCACAGAAAGAUGGAAGGAAGGUAAGUAAAUCUAUUGAUUAAAAGAUUCAUGUAUGUGAGAAAUUUUACUGGAGGUGUUGAUAAAAUUGAAUCUAAAGAAUUAUGGAUUAAAUAUUCAAGGACACAGGGUUCAAUUGAAUUGUUUUUGUUCCCGCGAACUGUGUUCAGAAACCUUUAGGAACAAAUGGAGCUAAAGAGGACUUGCAACUCUGUGCAAUUUUUAUGCUAUUGUAUAAUUGCAUAAUUCUAUAUCUUUCAACCUCAGAUCGCUGGUUUUAUCAGUGAAUCAAUGCAAGGCUGUGGUGGUCAGAUUGUUUAUCCUCCAAACUACUUGAAAGAAGUCUACAAGUAAGCACUGUAAAUAACCACGAGGAUUACUUUACAUUUUUUCUUAUCAUGGAAUAGGUUAUGUCGCUGAUGAGAGGUGCAUUAUACAUGAACAGUAAGCUCAUACAUCAGCAUGCAAUGAUUGCCACUAUCCAUCCUCUUGUGAGCUUACUGUACACAUGUAUGAGAUGCAAUGAGUGAUGUGAUUACAAACUUAGAGGUAGCUAGACCACACCAGGUCAGGGAAACGGCUUUUCCUUUUUAGGGGUCAUAUGGUGUCCUGUAGUCAGAGAUAAGCAUGGGAUUUUGGAAGAGUGUAUGUGAGUUUUUAUGGUUAAAGAAUCUUUUCAAUUAGUGCCUAGUUGUGUAGGAGAGGGUUACUUAUUUCAACUGAUUGUGCUUUGAUAAAGGCCAAAAGUCCCAGCACCACAUUCUCACCCAACAAUAUUCAUGGGUACUAAACGAAAAGUAUUCUAUAAAAAGUCGUACAUGUACUUGGAAAUUGUAAAGUUCUGAUCUGUGUGACCAAUCUUACAUGGUUUGGAAAUCACAUAAGACCAUAGUUAAUUAACUUAACAGUACUGCUGUGUUGUUUUAUAGGUAUGUGCGAGAGGCUGGUGGAGUAUGCAUUGCUGAUGAAGUACAGGUUGGAUUUGGACGAGCUGGAAAGCACUUUUGGGCAUUUGAGUCUCAAGGUAAGUUUGAAUUUCAAACCAAAACAUUCUAGGACAACAUGUUUUACUUGAAGUGUAACAGGUAAUGUGAAAUUUGUUGGAAGUAUUAAAAUAAAUUUUUAGGUUGCACACACAUAGCCAAAAAUAAUUGUAGUAAAGAUUUGAUUUUCCCUGAUUGAUAUCAAACUGAAUCAAUAACCUUCACCUCUGAUUUAAAAAUUUUUAAUAAUGCAUGCAGUUUACAUUACUUUAUCUCCAUUCAGGAGAUGUUUUUGUUUUCAUUGAAGACAUCACAUAAUCCUCUGUCACUUUUACUAAAUUACUUAUAAUAGAAAUACUUACCAACAAAAUUCCUGCAGACCAGUGACUUUUGAGUAACUGUAGUUUUAAAACAAGCAGUAAUUGCUUCAAUGCAGCUUCUGGUGGUUUUGCAUGAUUAUAACUGGUCAAUGUUAGGAUGUAGACCAAUUGUCCAGAGUGUGAGUAGUUGUGGAGUGUACAGUACAUGUACAGUGGCCUGCAGAUCAUAACUGUGCUUCUCCUUAGAUGUUGUUCCGGACAUUGUUACUUUUGGCAAGCCUAUAGGGAAUGGCCACCCCUUAGCUGCUGUGAUUACAACCUCCGAACUGGCAGAAUCUUUUGCUUCCACUGGCAUGUCAUAUUUCAAUACAGUAGGUUUACUGUCAGUUGAUAACAGGGUACAAAGAAAGUCAGUUUUACAGUUUGCCUAAAGGGCAAACUGAAGCUGGCAUACACUACCCUAGGAGCUCAUUUUAAUUAGCCCUAAAACAAAAUUUCUCGUGCACAGUAUUGUAUGAUUACAGCUCUUAAAUCUGUAAUUAUUUAAUUCCCCAAAAAAGUUCACUGGACCAAUGGCAAAAUCCACUAACCCCAAUCUAUUGGACACAAUUAAUUUUUGUCACAUGAUAAACAUCCCUUAACAGGGUCUUAACAAAAAAGAAGUCCCUCAUGACCAGACGGGGAUGCUCAUCGGAAAUUUUGAAUUAAACCCCCGUGGGAGACCGAUCUGGGCGUGGCCCAACCUUUUUUAACAACUAAAAGCGAUCAUUUUAAACUUUGAUUACAUGAAUAGAGUAAACAAUACAAAGUGAAAAUAUAUAAUUUUUUAAUAUUUCUUUGAGUGCAACACUAAAAAAGACCUUUCCAGCUAAAUAUAAUGAGUGUUUUGCCAGAACACCCUAAGUGAGACCAAAAUCUGAAAUUUACACCCCUAAGCGAGAUGACGAGCAUCCCCGCCCCCCUUCCCAGGUAUCCCCCCGGGUAUGUAUUCCUUACACUACUCAGAGUCUGAGAAGAAGUUAGAAGCAAGGUGGAUUUAUAUAUAUUGUUACAAAACGUAGAUGUGUCCAGACUUCUCCUCUUAAAAGAUCUCCUGCAGUUCAACUACAGUAAGCAACGUCUUCCCGCAAGUGACCACUAACUUUUCACAUUUUGGGUUGUUCCUUACGGGUGGUUUGACUGAACUGUCUAAUAAAGAAAAUAAUACUAAGAAAGGAUAUAAACUGAGCCUUAUCCAAAAAAGCUACCAAUGUAUAAAAGUCUUGAGUGCAGGUCAGACAUUUAGUAUUAAACUAUGAAUGACCAGAUAAAGAUUAUGAAAUAGUUAUGAUGUCAAUACAAAUUUACUUUAAAAAGGUAUUAUCAUGGAUGUUAAACUGUGUUUCAUUUUUAAUGUUUUAGUAUGGAGGCAAUCCAGUGUCUUGUGCUGUGGGGAAUGCAGUGCUUGAUGUUAUUGAAAAUGAAGAUCUACAGCAACAUGCUCUUGAACUAGGCAACUAUCUCAUGCAAAAGCUUAGAGAACUGCAGGCGAAGCACCGACUUAUAGGAGAUGUUAGGUAUGUUAUACAAGGAUUUGAAUCUUGACACCACAGUGCUUCACCUAGUUAAUGACACAGUGUGUUUGUAGUGCAGUCACUUGGACAAAUUGGACAGAUGUCUCAUUUUUUUUUCACAUUCUAUUUUGUUAUAAAAUCUUUCUUGAAUUUUUAGAAGAAAUGUUUAUAGUGAUCAAUUAAUGCCUUUUAUGAGUAAUAAUCUUGUAGCAUUUGUAAUAGUGCAGACACUAUUAAAUUAAAUGGAUUGAUUGAUUGAUUGAUUGAUUGAUUGAUUAUUGAUUGAUAGGGGCAUGGGUCUUUUCAUUGGAGUGGAACUGGUCAAGGACUUGAUGACUAAGGAGCCUGCUACAGAAGAAGCAAAGAGAGUUGUCUACAAGUGAGUUAAACAUAAACACUAUUGUAUUCUCUAGAACCAACAGCCAGAGCUGCUGGUUUAAAUUUCACAAGAAUAUAUAUAUCCACUUCAUGCUGCAACUUUCUUGGAAUGUUUAUUUGGAAUCAUCAUUCACUGUAAUCCAAUAUCAGUAAAGUUAGUCUAAGUGGCCCCAAGUACAGUUGUCGCACUGUAACCUAACAUUUUGCUUUCUUGAUUUUUCAAGAGCAAAGGAGAAUUUUGUGAUUAUCUCUGCUGAUGGACCAGACAGCAAUGUAUUGAAGGUUAAACCACCAAUGUGCUUCACAAAGGAAGAUGGAGACUUGUUGUUGUCUGUAUUGGACAAAGCUCUGAGUGAAGUUGAGCAUUGCUAGAAAAGCAGCAUGGGAAAUAGAACAUUCCAUUAUUUAUAUUAUAUCUUUUUUACCAGUAAUUAAAUAAUUAUGUUAAAGGGCCUGUGUCAUGGCUGGCUAGUUUAUGUUGUGUGGAAACCUGUUCGACUAACAAGUUUUCAAAAACUACAUCCAUUUCAAUCUACUUCAAGUUCGUCCAUCCAGGCCUCCUUUUGUAUUUGCUCGGUUAUUUAUUCUUUCUUUUAACGUUUUGAGUGGUUAUUUUUAUGUUUCACUCAGUGUGGUUGCGGUAAUUCCACUGUCUGAAUUUUGAUGAAUUCCAUGACACAGCUCCUUUAAGACUAACUUGGGUACCCUGCCACAGAUCCACAGACCGACUUAAUUGUGAUGUGAUGCAAAGCUUCCUGUGGCAAGUAAGCCAUUUGAUUAUAGUAUAUUAUAUAAUUUCCGCUGAAGAAGCCCUUACAAUUUAAGCUAAAGGUCCAGGGCAUCUACAGUUUCUGCCAAUGGGAAUUAGUAGGAGGACGUGUUUGCAGUAAAAUCAUAUGAAGGGAGACGGUAAUUUCCCUGUCCCAAAUGCACUGUUAGCAUGACGCUCGACCCAGGACCCUAGCAUUUAAUUUGAGACAAGAGGCCAUCUACGCCAAUCUUUAGAUAUGACUAUGGGUAAUAUUCUAUGGGAAAUGGUGUACCUUAAGGACUCUUUUACUAAGCUCUGUGGAGGUGAAGGACAAGAGCCAAAUUGUGGCUCAUCAGACUUUAUCUGAGUAACCCUUGAAGUGUUAUUAUUUAUUUUAUUCACAUGCAAUUAUGAAAGGGUAAAACUAAUUUUAUUAAUGGCCAAGAACGUAAAAUGAUAUCUUAUGAUGAUAUCUUAUUGCCAUUUUCGCGUACUGGUUUGAUUAUCCGUACAUCCAUGCGCUAUUUUCAUUUUUAUUUUUUUGUUAAAAUAGGUGUGUCAGGGUAAUUGAAGACUCAGUUAGUCUUAAAAAUGUGAUUUAGAGAUAAGACAGUGGUGUUUUAAAAUCUAUAGUAUCUUCAAAAAAUUGUGUAUAAUAACGCAAAUUGCCAUUAAGACUCUUUAUCCGGAAAUUUAAACUUAAACUUAAAAUAGGUUUGCCUUUAUAUAUUUUAGAAUGCGAGAUUGCUAUAAAAUUUAAAAUAUUUUAAUGUCCAGAGCACAUUUUACAGUUAUGUACAAUUGACCUUCUUUCAUUAAAACCCUCCUUUUUCGUCAUGUUAAAGAACAGGAAUUGUAACAUUUCAUCCCAACCCUGCUGAGGUCAUACAAAGACUAUUACAGUGUGCGAGGAUAUUGCGUGGUAAGGUAUAUUGCCGAUUAAUUAUAAAGCAAAGCUUUUUUUAAAAAAAUCCGUAUUUUAAUUAAAAACUCAAUCUUAUCAAAGUGUCUAUUUUUUCUUCCAUAUGUAGGGCUACGUGAAAAGUGAUGACCAUGUUAAAAUUCAGAGCUGUAUCAUCUAAAAGCACCAGCUCUCUAGCACGAGAAAACAGCCCACAUUUCACGACACCACCACUGCACGGUUUCCCGCAUAAAGAGCGCAAAAAUUCCAUACUGAUGACGUAGC